AUGGAAGAACCAAUUUCGACUCCAGGGCUGCCUGCACGAACAUUCAAAGCUGCGUCUGACCUGCGCGCCGAAGAGCAGUUACUUUCUUCAUCGCCGGGCUUUGGGACGCCUGCAUACCCCAUCCAGAGCCGACCAACAGAAAUUGCAAAGCCGUUUGCAGCGCAAUUAAACACCAGUGCAACUGCUCAUAACGCCCCGACAGUCUUACCGAUCCUCCUUCCGCCUCAGACUCUCAGACCCGUCGCUUUCAGGACUCUGACCAAAAAACACAGCCUUACCCUGACCUCGUCGGGGCUGGGACUGCUCUCUACAUUUAUUGGGAAAUUCUGUGGCAGCGGGUGGCGAGAAGAAGGCCUUGCAGAGCGUGUGUUGGAUGAGAUCGCAAAAGCAUGGAAGAAGUGUGGAGGGGGCCUCCUCGUCGAGGAUGGGCCCGAGCAAAAGUUGUCUAAUAUUCUUAAAACUCUGGAACUGUGCAUGUCAGGCGGGCGCCUGGACACUGGGAAAUGGUCUCGAAGCAACAGUUCAGUACCGAGCCCCAAUUUGUCACGAGCGCCUUCGUUCUCCACGAGCCGUCCAGAUGCCAACACAGAUGUCAGUCAGUCAAGCUUAGGACUCUCGGCAUUGAACGUGGAAGACGCGGCUCAAAGGGACAGAGCGGUGGAAGAAGGCCAAUCUCAACCGGAUGUCCGGUCAUACUUCAAGGUCAUUUCAGCAUUCGAUCAGCCACGGUUAGUGUACUCAACCUCAUCAAAAAGCCUAGAGCCUGUGAAAGGCACACCCAGCCUUCUCCCUCCCAUUCAGCACAAGAUUUCCAUGUUCAGAAACCGUUAUCACCUGGUCCACCAGCGACUGAUGCGAAAUGAAUCAUUCCAAACUCCAUCGUUUGCGACCACCACGCAGCCACCAAGUCUUAUACGUUCAGCAAGCGGCAUGACAACCUUGCAGCAAGCGUAUAAAAUCACUCCUAUAUCGAACCUUCUUGGCCGAUCAGGAUCAUCUCAUCUCCUUCUAGGUAUGCUGGUGCACUCUCCAGCUGGUGAUCUCUCCAUCACAGAUCUAUCCGGAAGUGUGGUUCUUGACCUGUCAAUAGCCCGACCUGUCCCCGAAGACGGCGUAUGGUUUUGUCCCGGCAUGAUCGUUCUCGUAGAAGGAACUUACGAAGAAGACGGCUCUCACAAUUCAAAUCUAGGCACAGCUGCUGGUGUAGGCGGACAGAUCAAGGGGACCUUUGUCGCGCAUACCAUGGCUGGGCCACCGGCCGAACGACGAGCCUUGUCUCUCGGCAUUUCCACUGGGUUGGACUCGGGAGGCCACACAAAUACAAGCGUGGGGGCAGGGUUUGGCUGGGUCGAUUUCCUCGGCGUUGGCAGUGAGAAAGCUCUGGGGACCCAGAUGCGUCGAAUUCAACGACGUAUCUUCAGACCACUAGCUACUUCGGAGACCAUCAAUCUCCCAGAUGACGACCAGAUCGAAACCGAACCGCCUCGUCGCCAAAUUGCUCUCUUAGGGGAGUGCAACCUCGACAGCCCUCGAACGCUAGAAGCGAUCCGCGCUAUCCUCUCGUCCUACAGCACCUCUAGCUCUGGGCACAUAAGUGACCUACCUUUCUCGAUUGUCAUAAUGGGAAAUUUCGUCUCCGCGGCAAGCAUGGCGGGGUCGAGCAUGGGCGGGGGCAGCAUUGAAUAUAAAGAACACUUCGACGCCCUGGCGUCAAUCUUGUCGGAAUUUCCCACGUUAUUGGCGAACACAACCUUCGUCUUCGUACCAGGAGAUAACGAUCCGUGGGCAAGUUCAUUUUCGGCGGGAGCGAGUUGUAUGCUCCCAAGACUGGGCGUGCCAGAGGUAUUCAGCAGCAGAGUCCGACGAGCGUUGACGAGUGCCAAUGCAGAGGUUCAUGGUAGCUCGAAAGAGAAAGACGUGCUGAAAGGGGAGAGUAUAUGGGCGACGAACCCAGCGAGGCUGAGUUUAUUCGGGCCACUGGAGGAGAUUGUUCUGUUUCGAGACGACAUCACGAGCCGAUUUCGGCGGACUGCGAUCACUUUCUCGAAGCUCCCAGACGCGGACGAAGAAGAGAACGAAGCAGCAGGAGCUGAUGGUCAGAAUCAAGACCAUUCACAGUUUGACGGGGAGGAAAUGGACCUGGACCAGAAUCCCAGGAAGAACCUCGACAAAGCCGUGCACACGGCAACCUCUCAUGUUCCUGUUUCUCAUCCCUCCACUCCCGCUCCCGGGCCGUCAAGCAGCACCGCCCCAUCCAUCCAAGCCGCCCGAAAACUCAUCAAAACCAUCCUCGACCAAUCCCACCUCUCCCCUUUCCCCUUAUCCACCCGUCCCCAACUCUGGGACCACACGGCCGCACUAUCACUUUACCCUCUGCCCACGGCGCUGGCUCUCUGCGACGCCGAAAUGCCGGCCUUUGCAAUGAGCUACGAAGGAUGUCACGUCAUGAACGUGGGCAGGCUUGUGGAUGAGUAUUCCCUCCGGAAGGGCCAAGCGGGCGGCUUUGGUGCUGCGCCCAGGGGCAGUGGCGUCGCGAGGUGGAUCGAGUAUGAUUGUCGAAGCAGGAAAGGGGAAGAGAGGAGCUUGAGGUUUUGA
Molecule: messenger RNA, 2595 nt
Organism: Cladophialophora psammophila CBS 110553
Lineage: Eukaryota; Fungi; Ascomycota; Eurotiomycetes; Chaetothyriales; Herpotrichiellaceae
Exons: 1
Coding region: 1-2595 (864 amino acids)
Biological process (GO): error-prone translesion synthesis; DNA-templated DNA replication
Cellular component (GO): epsilon DNA polymerase complex
Molecular function (GO): DNA binding
Source: RefSeq, a predicted model, not a curated record